Messenger RNA from Talaromyces proteolyticus, 2142 nucleotides. RefSeq lists its product as uncharacterized. Gene Ontology annotation, cellular component: Golgi apparatus. The record is from RefSeq and is a predicted model, not a curated record. The transcript has 4 exons. Gene Ontology annotation, biological process: endocytosis; endoplasmic reticulum to Golgi vesicle-mediated transport; intra-Golgi vesicle-mediated transport. Gene Ontology annotation, molecular function: GTPase activator activity; protein binding. Bases 1 to 2142 code for a protein of 713 amino acids. NCBI's taxonomy places the organism in Eukaryota, Fungi, Ascomycota, Eurotiomycetes, Eurotiales, Trichocomaceae.
AUGUCGUCGGUAGUGAAUAAGCGUCAGCAGGCGCGAAAUGAGAGGGCCUUGCAAGAGCUGAUCCGCUCUGUCCCUGGCAACGACCGAUGUGCGGAUUGCCAGGCGAGAAAUCCAGGAUGGGCUAGCUGGAGUCUGGGAGUUUUCCUCUGCAUGCGGUGCGGGUCGCUGCAUCGGAAAAUGGGCACACAUAUCUCCAAGGUCAAAUCCUUGAGUAUGGAUAGCUGGACAUCAGAUCAGGUCGAGAAUAUGAAACGAAAAGGCAACACAUUUGUCAACAAGGAAUACAAUCCCAAAAAUAUCAAGCCCGCCAUCCCUAUAGAUGCAGAUGAGGCGGACUCCGCAAUGGAACGAUUUAUCCGACAAAAGUACGAACACCGUAUCCUGGAAGAUGGGAAACCAAAACCGCCGAGUAGAGACGAUUCCGGAUAUCAUACGCAGCGGUCGUUUGAAGAAGCCCCGUCCCCCAUUGCUCAAUCAUCGCCUUCUCUUCCUCAGAAGACUGGGCGGAAAUUUGGCUUCGGGCUGCGUUCGGUGUCCUCAACGAGCCGCUUGGAACGAACAACUUCGCCUUCGUCGCCUACCACGGGUGCCGUUGGCUCCUUUUCAGCAUCACUGAACAAACAGUCACGGGUGUUCGGUGCCAAUGUCGGGGAGUAUGACAAUUCGGUGGACACAAAAUUGAGGACUCUCAGAGAGAUGGGCUUCCCGAAUGACAAGCGGAACGCCUCGGUUUUGAAAGGUCACCUCGGUGAUCUUGAACGUACAGUUGAAACAUUGAUGCGUCUAGGUGAAGGAGGACUUCAGAACACGGGUUCAGCUCCUUCAGUUCCUUCAAAGCCAUCAACCAGCGCCAGCUUGCCAACUCCUGAACCAAGCUCAAGUCGCAAUCCCAAAUCAGCAGCUGCUGAUGAUCCAUGGAGCAUAACUACAACCGUGUCAAGCUCGACCGGUGCGCAUAUAAAUCAGCCCGAUCCUGCGCCUACCAAGUCUUACAAUCCGUUCGAUGCCCCUAAUCCACAACCAGCGCCAGCUACAGGACUUGAGAACUCUUUCCAGAAUUUGUCGGUCAAUCAACCUCUUUUCCCUCAUACCACUGGUGGCUAUCCAAGCCAACACAUGCCGGCUCAGACGACACUACCCCAGCUCCAAACCUCACAAUCAUAUACAAACUCUCCGCAACCGUUGAAUUAUAAUCCAUUCUUCCAAACAACGUCUCUGGCUCAAACCGCAAAUCCAUACUUCAGUAAUUCGGCGCAGUCCACCCCCAUCCAGCCUACUCAAAGCUUAUCACCGGGCAAUCCAUUCUUUGGAUCACUCUCAGCGCAAUCAACUGGUGCGCAACAAAUCCAGCCUCCUUCGUUUCAAGGAUUUGCUCCUCGCCACGCCAACACCAUGCCUGUGUACCCGUCUGCAUCGAUGAUACCACAGCAGCAGCAACAACAGCAUUACUUUGAAUCCCCUCAGGCGGCGUACAAUCCCUUUAAUACACCCAACAAUCCUACCUUUAGCCCGCAACAACAACAACAACAACAACAGGUGCAGUCGCAGUCGCAACAGUUUUACCCCUCAUCACAAAAUCCGUAUCAAAUGCAGCAAGCCGUGCCGCAGUCUUCAAGAAUGGACAAAAAUAGCAUUCUGGCUUUGUACAAUCUCGCGACACCCGCAUCCACAAUGUCAACAAUCCCCGAACAAGCCCAGGCACAGCAAACACCCCCUACAAAUCCAUAUCAAACCACUAGUCCUGCGCCAUCACUAUUGACUAAUUCGGGAUCCACACCGCAAACUAUGCAGUUACACUCCCCAUACAACAACAUGCCUACACCCCAGCGCAGUGCAACCAUGCCUGAAAUGAUGUCACCCAACCCUCCUGAUGCUGCCACCAACAACCCCUUUUUCAACCCUGCACAACAACAGGUCUCAAACAAUCCCUUUCCAGCCACUGCAGUCCCUGCCACCGCUGCGCAAUCUGCUGCUGGUCUAGGUAUUGGCCUAGGACCAAAGCAAACAGCACCUCCGCCGUCAACAAGAAACAAUUUCAUGCCAAUUUCUCACAUGAGCAAGGGAAGUGUAGAUAUCAAUGGUUUUCAAAAUGGGCGCCAUAGCCCCGAUGCAUUUGCGAGUUUGAGUGCAAGAUUCGCCUGA